AUGCCUCGUAAGCAACAUAUGGGUAAUAAACCUCCCCGGCGCAAUUCCCCAAGCACCAUCAAACGAAACACAUGGAUUAACGACACUGACCCGCUGCAACUCAUCCGCAUGCCGCCUACCGCCGGAAACGAGAUUUUGCUGGACGUGCGCAAGGUUGACAACACUCUCGGAGUUACCAUCGCUCCGUCCUUACCUGCUACUGCACGGUCACUUAUAGCACUAGGCAUCCUACCUCGAUAG
Molecule: messenger RNA, 240 nt
Organism: Penicillium arizonense
Lineage: Eukaryota; Fungi; Ascomycota; Eurotiomycetes; Eurotiales; Aspergillaceae
Exons: 2
Coding region: 1-240 (79 amino acids)
Source: RefSeq, a predicted model, not a curated record